AUGGUGCACGCGGGCAGCAGCUUCCAGUGGGACAAGCUGUCGCCCGCAGAGUUCCAGCAGUUGCAGGAGUUGACCUCAUAUUCCACCAAGAAACUCCAAGAUGUUCUCAAAGAGUUCUGCGAAGUUAAAAAGCAGAGUUCUGACGGGGACAUCGACUAUGAAGGUUUCCGUUGGUUCCUGGAUACCUUUCUCGAGGUAUCGGCCCCCGAUGAACUGUCCCGCCACCUCUUCCUAUCAUUCGUGAGGCGCGACAGACGGCCGGCGCUGCGGGAGAUGGCGGCCGCGAGCUCCACCGCCGCCUGCGCAGCUGUCACCGCGCACGCCGACCAUCAGGUACGACAGGGCAAGCUGAGCUUGGCUUCCAAGAUCCACGGCUUGGCAGAGCGGCUACAACAGCUGGGCAAGAGUUCGGGAGACUCCGUCGAUGGCAGCGAUAAGGGGUCCAGGAGCCGGACUGGGAGCGUCCACCCGAUGUUCACAGUCACCACUCACCCGUCCUACUCCUCCCACGAGCUGUGCCUAGACAGGCGCAAUGAGACCAGCCCCAGUCACAGCCAAAUGUCCAGGAAUUCCAGUCGCAAGAGCAGCAACUCGCUGAGAGUCAACCAGUCUACUAAGAUCGAAGAUUUCCGACACCUAAUGCGGCGGUCUUCGACGCUAGAAGUGCACACGGCGCGGGUAUCACUUAAAGACAUCGUAUGUUACCUGUCACUGUUGGAGGCUGGCAGACCUGAAGAUAAGUUGGAGUUCAUGUUCCGUCUCUACGACACGGAUGGUAACGGUGUGCUGGAUACCAACGAGAUGGACUGCAUCGUCAACCAGAUGAUGACGGUGGCUGAGUACCUCGGCUGGGAGACUUCUGAGUUAAGACCUAUCCUACAAGACAUGAUGGUGGAGAUAGACUACGAUGCUGACGGUACCGUGUCACUCGACGAAUGGAAGCGAGGAGGCAUGACAACCAUCCCCCUUCUAGUCCUACUAGGCCUUGACACGAAUGUCAAAGAAGACGGCGAACACGCGUGGAGACUGAAGCAUUUCAGCAGACCAGCAUACUGCAAUCUGUGUCUCAACAUGCUGGUGGGAUUGGGGAAGAAAGGCCUUUGUUGCAUCUUCUGCAAGUUCACGGUGCACGAGCGGUGCGUGCAGCGAGCGCCGGCGUCGUGCAUCGCCACCUACUCCAAGUCCAAGCGGGCACCAGCCACACUCGCGCAUCACUGGGUCGAAGGUAACUGUCACGGCAAAUGUGCGCGGUGUCGGAAAAAGAUCAAAGGGUACAACGGAAUCACUGGACUGCACUGUCGAUGGUGCCAUAUCACUCUACACAACCGCUGCGUGGGCAGCGCGGGCGGCGCGUGCUCGCUGGGCCGGCACGCGCGGCACCUGCUGCCGCCCACCGCCAUCCGGCCGCUCGUGUUAGACCGCCAGCGCUCGCUGCCGCAUCGACCGCAGCAUGAUCAGCAAUCUCUCCCCACCUCAAUAUCUCUCCCAAUAUCAAUAGCAGCGACUUCAGAAGAGAAGAAAGAAGAGAGAGAGAAGCGGGAGCCUCGAGCCCCACCCAUCUCCUUUCAGAUCACGCCUCCUGACGGCUCCUGUCCACUCCUCGUCUUCAUCAACCCGAAGUCUGGAGGGAGACAAGGUUCCCGGGUGCUGAGGAAACUCCAGUAUAUAUUAAAUCCACGGCAGGUCCAUGAUAUUGCGAAAGGAGGACCUAUGCAAGGGUUGCAGAUGUUCAAAGACGUGAAGAACUACCGCGUGAUAUGUUGCGGAGGUGAUGGCACCGUCGGAUGGGUGCUGGAGACCAUGGACAAAGUCCAGAUGGAAACACAGCCAGCGGUUGGGGUGAUACCACUGGGAACUGGUAACGACCUGGCGAGGUGUUUACGAUGGGGAGGCGGAUAUGAAGGAGAAUCAAUUCACAAGAUUUUGGAUAAAAUAGCGCGAGCCAGCACCGUUAUGAUGGACCGAUGGCAUAUCGUUGUGGAAAAUACUACCACAGAUUGCGAACAACCUCAGAUGCCCGACUCAGCGCCGCAUCCAACGGUGGUACCGUACAAUAUCAUCAACAAUUACUUCUCUGUUGGCGUCGACGCAGCAAUCUGCGUGAAAUUCCACACGGAACGGGAGCGCAACCCCGACAAGUUCAGCUCUCGCAUGAAGAACAAGCUCUGGUACUUCGAGUUCGCCACGUCGGAGCAGUUUGCGGCCAGCUGCAAGAAUCUGCACGAGCAUAUUGAUAUUGUGUGCGACGGCGCAUCCCUGGAGCUGAGCAAGGGUCCCGCACUGCAGGGCGUAGCCCUACUGAACAUCCCGUACGCGCACGGCGGCUCCAACCUGUGGGGCUCCAGCGCCGCGCACCGCCGGGGCAGGUUCCCUAACGCGCAGCAAGAUAUUGGUGACAAAUUAAUAGAAGUGAUAGGAUUGGAGAACUGCCUGCAUAUGGGCCAAGUGAGAACGGGUCUCCGAGCAUCAGGCAGACGCCUGGCGCAGUGCAGCUCCAUCACGCUCACCACUAAGAAGACCUUCCCCAUGCAGAUAGAUGGAGAACCCUGGAUGCAGCCGCCUUGCAAGAUAACAAUAACCCACAAGAACCAAGUUCCAAUGCUGAUGGGACCAGCUCCUGAAAAGGGGCGGGGCUUCUUCAAACUCUUCACGCAUUGUUAACUACUUCAAUCUAUUGAAAAUAUUUAUUAAUCUAUUGAUUAAUCAAUCAGAUUUUACCUUAAUUUAAUCGUCUUCAAACUAUCAAGUUUACUUUUUAUUUACUGUUUCUAUCAAUAAUGUUACAUAAAGAUAAGGUUUUGAAAAUCAAUCAGUUGAGCAAUCAAUCGUACGAUUAAUUGUAUCAAUUGAUUGAUUAAUACAGAACUAUCACAAUACCUACUUUGGAACAAAGAUUUACUAGAAUUUACCUAUUUUCUGAAAAGAGAAACAAACCUAUAUUUCUUACAAAGUUACGAACACAAAAUCAUUUAUAUUUUCUUACACGGAUUUGAUAACCAUAUAAGAACUAAAAUAACACAAUAUAUAUUAUUUAAUCUACAGCAUAUAAUAAUAUAUUUACAUUAAAUAUAUACCAACUUAAUAAAAAAAACGCAAAGCGCUAAAAAUCCUAAAAAGACAUAAGUAUACCAACAUGACGAAUUAUCGCUAUAUCAAUCAAUUGAUUUAAGAUUGAUAUGAUAAAAUUUAUAGUAAUACAUAGUAAACAUUUUUUUAUUUGUCUGUUUGUGCUUGUAAGGCUCCGAAACUACUAAACCGAUUAGAAAAAGUCUUUCACUGUUGGGUAGCUACACUCUUCCCGAGUAACAUGGGCUAUAUUUUAUCUCGUUACGGGCAGUAGUUCCCACGGGACGCGGGAAAAACCGCGGGAAAACGGGUAGUCGAUUAUAAAUAUCUAUGAAAUGAUCAAGAGACUUGCCAUGUGUUCAAUAUGGUAUGGUUUAUAAAUAAAAUUGAACUUAAGGCUUUAUAAUUAAAUCCUUUUCAUCACUCAUGCAUAUUUAACUAACGUCAAAAAAUACGUUUUUGUGUUGUCUCGCAGCUAACUUUCAUAUAAUCGGAAAGUAACCAAAUCCGCAGCUUUAAAUAUUCCCUACUCAAAUUAUAAACAUUCGUUGGAUUCUAAACGACAGAUAAAGUGUAGUAUUAUUUUACGUCGACAUUUUCAUAGAAAAAUAAUAAACUUGCGGUUCUUAUUAUUAUAGGGUGAUAUAACCAUUAAUAAAAAUCAAUUCCUUGAUUGACCUGCUCCUACGGAGAUAUUACCACAGAGAAAAAAAAACACUUUGUCUUUUAGAAAAAAAAACGCGCCUAUGCAUGAGUGACUAUAUCGUAAUAAACUCGCUAUGAAUACUAGUUUCACUCUUCCAUUUCUGCCUGUUAGUGCUUUUUAGCUUAUUUCUUGUACCUAGGAAAACUGAUUUCACAACAAUUCUUAAUUCCUUAACUUAUGUCUGAUCUCUUGAACACAAACUAAAAAUCUUCUAUUAGUAAGAAAAAGUUCUUGCAGAAACCCUAACGUCCAUUUUUGCUAAAUUAGAUAUAAAUAUAUACAUUUAUAAACUAUAUUUAUAUAUAAAACAUAUUAUAUUAUCUACAUUUAAAGUCCAAUAAAUUAUUGAGAUUUAAUAAAUGAAAAUUGUGCCGUGAAUUGCGAAAUUGUAAUUUAUUUAUUUAAUUUAAAUGUAAAAGCUAUUUAUUUUUGAAUCUCGCUUCAAUAAAAGUCAAUCUUGAAUCAAGAAUGUGACUUUUACAAGUUUGUAUGUAUACAAUACAUUUAACUUAAUUAUACAAUGUAAUGAAGCCAUAUUUUUUGGUCAUUUGACAAAUAACGUCAAAAUGGUAAUUGUAUAAUAAUAUUAUUAAAAUCAAAAUGACAACUAACAAGUCAUAAUUAUAUAAAAUAUAAACAAGAUUGGAGAAAUAUUACAACUAGAUUCUGAAAUUCAAUUGAGGAGUUGAAUUCCAAAAAAAAUGAAGACUUCAUUUUAUACCAUCACUUAGUUGUUUUUUAGUAAAGAAAGUAAAUUAGAAUUAUUUAAUGAAUUAUCGAAUUUUGUGCAUUUUAUUCAACGUCCCAAUUAUUAAUUGUUAACGUUAACUUUCCGUAUUAAUGUUAACUUGUAAUUACUUAAUGUAAUUAUAAUUGUAAUAUAAGUUUAAAUAAAUGAUUGUGUUUGUCGAAUAUUAUAACUUACUGUUAUGAAAUGUUUAAAAAUAUUUACCUAAGACAUUAUCAAUGUGUUGUUUUAAUUUAAGAAGUAAUAAUUUUAAGGCUUUUAAAUGUAAAACUUGUACUGACAUAAUAAUUUAUUCAUUUAAAAUGAAAAGUAAUGUCGUCUUAAAUGUACAUUUUGUGUCGUGGAAUUGUUAAAGCUUUGUCGUAAUAUAUGGCAUACAACGUUUCAGUUUUUAGUGUUUAAAUAUAACUCUACUUCCAUUUAAAUAUUAUUAUAUUUUGUUAAAGAAGUGACUUUGGCAUAAAAUUUGGCAUAAUAAUUUCAUUUUAGGCGCAUAUAAAAUUAGUGCCAUUUUAUUUAUACCUUUUGAAAAACUAUAAACUACAUAUAUGGAGAAAUUAUAAAAAAUACAUAAUAUCAAUGUUGUGCCAAGAUAAAAUGGAUACGUCCUUUAUACCUACGCCAGCAUUUUUGUAAAUAUUUUUCUAUAGGAGAUUUUAUCCGUUUAUAAUAAACACGGUAGAUUUAUUUAGAAUAAAUAUAGCGCCAUCGCAAACCAGGAUUGUUUUGUUUUGAUAUCGCGAUCGACAUGCCUCGAGUUGAGAAAAAUUCUAUGCCUCGCCAUGAGAAAAAUCUGUGCCUCGACUUGAGUUAAAUCAUUGCCUCGCUUUAAUUAAUUUAUACCUUGAUAUACCUUUGAAAACAGAGAAGCUUUUUUAGCGUAACAAUAGAAAUCUAAUAGUAUUUACUGCCUGGACAAGUGGACACGCUUCGUCAGGUUUGUUUAGAACUCUGACUGCUGGUAGCUUGACCCAUGUUCCUGACGCCAGUGAUGCACUAAUUUCAUUUUAAAAAAUAUUAUUUUUAAUUUUCCUUCUCCACUACUUUAAUGUCUAAUUUGUUAUAAGUUAUAUACAAGUUUGAUAAAAAAAAAAGAUCUUUUGAAAAAUAUAUGUCAAUUGAAUCGUGCUAAAACAUCCGACUUACACGUCACAGUCAUGUCGGUCGCGAGUUAAAUUAUAUGUAAAUAUGUUAUAAAUAAUUUUAUUGAUGUAACAUGUAUGUAUAUCUGUGUCUGUGUUGGUGCUUAUAGUAUUAAUGUGUAGCAUAUCCUAUUUGUAUCUACACUCUUCAUUAAAGUUGUGAAUUAUUUCAGUUUAGAAGAGUUAUGGUGAUGUUAUAUUUAUGCCUUAAAAAGAGCAAUUUUGGCUUUCUACUAGCUGUUCUCCGUUUUAACUACGCUCCUGGAGAACCACUUCCCGUAAACGGGUAAAAGUAGUACGUCUCAAAGUUAAUUUAAAUAAGAAGUUUUUGCAUGAAAGUUCGACAGAUGUUAUAUUACUUAAGUAAAGAUGUAUUUUCUUUGUUAAAAAGUCAAAAUUAAUUUUAUGACUUUAAAGUAUUUUUGUCAGCACAAAUAAAGUUUUAUUAAACACGUUUUCUGAAGCUAUGACAUCACUAUAACAUUUUCUAUUCUUUGUAUAGGUAUGUUGCACUUGGUCUAGCUAUUGUUAACCCGCCUUUUCACUAGUAAGUUGCUUAAGUAAAAAUAACGCAAGUAACAUAUCUGCGUGUUUCGGAGGGCACGAGAAACUGUAGGUUCCGACUGUCAUUCUAACAUAUUUGGCCAUCGUUACGAGUAAUCAGAAGCCAAUAAAUCCAGUUAGACUGAAAUCAGAACCCACCAUAGUCGGGAAAUUGCUAGGCAGAUGAUGAAAUUUGUAACUAUAAGCUUACGAAGGAGUUCCUCAUUUGCAAAUGUGUCGAAAGUUUACUACGCGAGUAAAACUUACGAGUGUAAAGGCGGCCUUAUAUCGGGUUAGAGUUUGAAGUGACUGUCAAUUAACUUUGUUAUAAAAAAAACACAGUGAUGCUGUACUUUGUACCCAACUAUAUUAUAUCAUCUCGGGACUCGAACGCCUCGUUGUUCCCUCGUAACUGAUGGUUUUGGUCACACACCCUCGGAAAAUAAAAAUCUAUUAUUAUUAUUGUAUAUCUCUGCCAUGCACUCGGGACUAUAGAGUCCCGGACUUUUGGAAGGCGAACGUGGGGCCGAAGCCAACUCGCUGAAGCCCUUUUGAGACAACUU
Molecule: messenger RNA, 6768 nt
Organism: Helicoverpa zea (corn earworm)
Lineage: Eukaryota; Metazoa; Arthropoda; Insecta; Lepidoptera; Noctuidae
Gene: Dgk
Product: diacylglycerol kinase 1
Exons: 23
Coding region: 1-2661 (886 amino acids)
Biological process (GO): lipid phosphorylation; diacylglycerol metabolic process; intracellular signal transduction
Cellular component (GO): plasma membrane
Molecular function (GO): ATP-dependent diacylglycerol kinase activity; calcium ion binding
Source: RefSeq, a predicted model, not a curated record